This is a messenger RNA of Eriocheir sinensis (Chinese mitten crab), 10221 nucleotides long. It is a transcript of the gene Cds, whose product is annotated as phosphatidate cytidylyltransferase, photoreceptor-specific-like. NCBI's taxonomy places the organism in Eukaryota, Metazoa, Arthropoda, Malacostraca, Decapoda, Varunidae. The record is from RefSeq and is a predicted model, not a curated record. Gene Ontology annotation, molecular function: phosphatidate cytidylyltransferase activity. The transcript is spliced from 9 exons. Gene Ontology annotation, cellular component: endoplasmic reticulum membrane. Bases 263 to 1609 code for a protein of 448 amino acids.
UCUUCUACUUUAUCCCCCAAUGCUCAUCUCUCUGGGGCUCAUGGUGUCUGUUAAUCUAUCUCUAUUUAUCUUCCUGUAGACAUAGAGAAUAGAGGGAGAAGCAGCGGUGGUCUGUCAUGGUGCGCAGUAGAAGGCGCGGGCGAGGCGGCGGCCGAGGCGGGGCGGCGCAGACUCCGCCAGGAAUCAGUCAGUCCGCCGCAGGUGCAAGGAGAGACGCGAGCCGCUGAUACGCCGCCUCCACGCCCUGCCUCGCCCCGCAGAGAUGGCCACCGAGGCUGAUAACGAGCUGCGGCAGCGUGUCACUGAGCCCUGCGAGAAGCCUGAGCAGGUUGCUCCAAGCUCUGAAAUAGACUCAGAUGAUGACCGCCUUGUUGAGCAAGCCAUUGAACAGAGAACAAAGGAGAUACCUCAAGGGACAGCCCAAGAACCAAGUUUCUUACAUACUCUCCUAUCACCACUGCCACCAAGAUGGAGAAACUGGGUGAUCCGAGGCAUCUUUACUUGGCUCAUGAUUGGCCUUUUCUGCUUGAUUAUAUACAUCGGCCCUCUUGCUCUUAUAUUUACAACAUUGCUGGUUCAAGUGUGGUGCUUCAAGGAAAUAAUCAACAUUGGCUACUCAGUCUAUCGAAUGCAUGGCCUCCCCUGGUUCAGAUCACUUUCUUGGUGGUUUUCAAUCACAAGCAAUUACUUCUUCUAUGGAGAGUCUGUGGCAGAUUACUUCAGUGUCAUUUCUUCAAAAAGUGAUGUGAUGCGCUGGCUGAUUGCCUACCAUCGUUUCACUUCGUUCACCAUGUAUAUAAUUGGAUUUGUGUGGUUUGUUCUGUCUCUGAAGAAGAAGUACUACAUGAGACAGUUUUCUCUCUUUGCAUGGACACAUGUAGCUUUACUCAUUGUUGUGUCACAAAGUUAUUUCAUUAUCUUCAAUAUUUUCCACGGAAUGAUUUGGUUCAUUGUUCCUGUUUCCAUGAUUGUCAUCAAUGAUGUCAUGGCAUACAUGUUUGGUUUCUUCCUUGGCAAGACUCCUUUGAUUCAACUCAGCCCAAAGAAGACCUGGGAAGGCUUUAUUGGAGGAGGCAUUUCUACCAUUUUCCUGGGAAUGCUUCUCUCCUAUGUUUUGUGCCAGUAUCCCUACUUUGUGUGUCCUGUGGAAUACAGUGAAUCAGAAGAUGCUCUCAAGUAUAUCUGCGAUCCUUCUCCAAUCUUCAGGCCCCAAGAAUAUGCUUUGCCUGAAACAUUGGCAAACUUAUCUGCUCUUCUGGGAUGGAGGAAGACCUUGACCAUGUGCCCCUUUGUGUUCCACUCUGUCGCUCUCUCCCUCUUCAGUAGUGUUAUUGGACCAUUUGGUGGAUUCUUUGCUAGUGGCUUCAAGCGGGCCUUUAAGAUUAAGGACUUUGGUGAUGUCAUCCCUGGUCACGGUGGAAUGAUGGAUCGCUUCGACUGCCAGUAUUUGAUGGCCACAUUUGUCACUGUCUAUAUCAACACAUUCAUCUCAGAUACAUCACCGCAGAAACUGCUCCAGAAGGUGUACAUGUUGACACCUGAGCAACAGUUGCAGCUCUACAACAUGCUGCAGGAUUCCCUUAUUGCAAGAGGAAUUUUACAGCCAUAACCUGUUCAGUAGCAAAGUUUUCUUAAUGUAAGUAUUGUCAAUAGUUGAUGUGUUAUAGAUUUUGGAAUCUGGAGAAGUGUGUAUUUAUUUUUAGAUGACAUUGUUAAUCUUUUGUGUUUUACUGAAUUUUGUGUGAAUGAGCCAUAACCGCAAUUUUGUUUUCUGCUUGCAAUGGAAGUUAUUAUUCAUUUAUCUAAAGAUCAACUAGAAUAAACCUAUUUAUUGAUAUAUAUAGAUAUAUUGAAAACUCAUUGAAUAAAUGUCCUAUUUUUAUAAAACAUUGGCUUAGGAAAGUAGCAGUGGUAUUUUAUGUACAUGAACAAAGUAGUAGCUCUGGUACAGUCUCUACUAGGUGAUUAAGAAGAAUGAAGUUUUUACUGACAAUAUAAUGACAACUUUGAAUUUUAUAUCAGGAAGAUGUACGAAGUAGACCUAAGAUUUUUCAUUUACUGCAACACAUUCACUGUGAUUGAUUACGUUCAAUGUUGGAAAUUAAAAUUUAAUCAAUAUUAUCACCAAAUAAGAAAUACUGGCAUACCCAUGUACAAUGCACAUAACUUACUCAUUGCUCUUCUCUAUCCCGCUUAAGAUAUACAGGGAACUGGAUGGAUCAAAUUGUUUGCUUCAGGUUGUCACUAGUAUAGAGAGAUGGGAGGGAGAAGCAUUAGUGCCAUUUCUGAAGCUUGGUAUUUAUAGGGCAUUGUCUAGAGUGACGGCCAGUCAAUGGUACAAUAAGUUAACCAUGUACUGAAAAGCGUAGGUGGAAUUUUUUUAUUUUUUUUUAUUUGUAUUUAUUGUUUUAUGAACUUUUAGAAAUUUCAUGGAGUGAGGCCUUAAAUGCAGUUAAAUAGCAUGAACUUGGUUUUACUAUGGUAAUAGACCAGAUAUUUAUUGAAAAAUAGUAUGCUGUUAUUUUACUGCAUCUUUGUGCUGCGGACAUGAAUUCAACAGACAGUAAAUGCAGUUGGUGUGUAAAUAUAAAAAUACUAGCUCCAAUUCAGUGUACAGUUUUUCAUUGUCAUUCAUCAUACUGUUUCCUGCAUACAGCUUGGUUAUAUUGAGAAGCAUAUGCCUUGGGUUAUUUGUUUAAAACAACAAGAAAAGUUUGAAAAAGUUACUAUUAAUAAAGCAAAUUACUGUAUUUGCCAACGUCGAAGAGACACCCUAUUUUCAAGUGCAGCAUUUUGAAAAAAAUAUAAUAUGUAAUAUCCUGACCUUUACCAAUUUUGCUAUGAUGUUUUGAUGCUUGUUUCCUGCCAUAGUACAUGUUUACUAUGCAUACUGUUGGACCAGUAUCAUAUGGUAAAAUACAUAGUAUAUAAUACACAUGUAUACUAUUCUGCAACAACACCACCAUGUGGAAACUAGAGGUUUGUUUACCUCUGGCGAGUCUUCCUUUGACUAGCAGCGCCUGGCCAGUGACCAAGACCAAGACUUGGUAGAGGAGUGUCUGGUUAAAUCUUAUACUACCAUUGGAAUGUACUGUAUGUAUUACAGAUUUUACUACAUCUUUCUAAUUACCACACAAACAUGACAAACCAAGCAUCACAGUAUGAACAAAUGACACCCUGGAGUCAGCACUUCCCACACCAAGACCAAGACCUAAACGAUAUCAAUGGCUGCUGUGCUUGUUGUCACAGGGCAUUACCAUGGUGGGUAGGGUCUGCUAUACCAUCACAUCCCUUCAACAACAAUAAUGAUAAAUCUUCUCUGUACACUUCCUAUAGGCCUAGGUUACGCCUACAGGUAAUGCCAACAUUUGGCGUCAAAGACGCAUGAUAACUUUUAUUUUUAUUUUGAGAGAGAAAAGUGCAUCUUCGAUGCCGGCAAAUACGGUGUGUAGGUAUUACUAGUACAAAUAAAUCAUCUAACAUGCAGGACAGUACAUAUUUGUGUGUGGAGAGAGAGAGAGAGAGAGGGAAUAUUUUCAGAAGUACAUUUUUGUGAUAUUUUAAGUGGAUUGAUAAUCACAGUCUGGAAAAGUGGCUGUCUUGUUAAGAAAAGACUUACCAUGCACACUAGGGCCAUCCGCCUCUGAUAUACAUCCUGACACAGUGUGUGUGUGUGUGUAUUUACCUAUUUGUAGUCUACCGGGCCCGAGCUAAGCUCUAAUAGUCCCGUCUCCAUGUCUACAUUCAUCCAGCCUUUCCUUCAUUUGUUGGACACUACUCGCCUCCAUCACCUCUUCCCAAAAGCUGUUCCAUAUGUUAACACUCCUAUGUGGAAAACUAUACUUUUUCAAGUCACUCAAACAGGUUCCUUUAUUAAGAAACCUGUUUGAUGUGUAUGUAUGUAUGUGUGUGUAUGUAUGUAUGUAUGUGUACACACACACACACACACACACGUGGUGCAACUGGUUAGAGUGCCGCGCUGCAAGGCUUCAUGGCCAAACAGGCAGCGGUUCGAGCCCCGCUCAGGCCGGAUUCUUUCCGUUAACUAGGAAUGGUUACUGUCCCCCCUUGAGCAAGGGGGAUGGGGUGUGUGGUGUGUGAGGUCCUGGCAGUACCCAGAGAUCGACGAUAAUGAGCAUGCACUUGCUCAUGUCGGGGGGGUACCUGCUGGCGAAAGCAAGUCCAACUCGUGAUCAGGCAGUGGUGAAUUACACACACACACACACACACACACACACACACACACACUGUUGCACCUAUGCAAGAGUAGUUAGUGGAUGAAAGACUGUAGGACUGUGAUUGAGAGGUGGAUGCAUGCUGGGACAUGAGCCAUGAGGUGAUAAAAUAGGUACUAUUUUACUUGAAUCAUAAAGAAUGAAACUGUGGCAAAGCAAAUGUAGAUGAUGAAUGUUUUAGAAAAAAAAGAAAUAUUGCUUAAAAAUACAUGCAAGUACUUGUGUAGUAUCAGUUUCCUCCACCCAGUUCACCUGUAUUAUUAGUGUCUUGUGUAAUGGUUAUUUGUUAAGUAUAGGAUUUCCAUAUGUUGGACUUUUGUUCUGCUUUGAAUUUUUGAUGACUGUUGAGCUCUAUAAUGAAUAUAAAAUUUAUUAACAAAAGUAGAAAAUCAUAAUCUGUUUUGUAUGUUGUGACAAUAUAUUUGAUAAACUAAAGUAUGUAGCUGUUAGACAUUAGAUGCAAUAUAAACUUGUCAGUGGCUAAUGGAAAAAUAUGUAUACUCCAGAUUGUGACAGUAAAUGUUUUUGCAUAUUCAGAAGUAAUACUGAACAAAAUCUAUUUUCGUAAACAUUUAAUUGAACAAAAAAAUGUUAAAAAAGUGCUGUAUAACUUUGUUUGAUUGUCUGGUACUUGAUGAUUCAGCUAAAUUAUGCAAAAUUUUUGAUGCUACAAGACAGUGAACUGCUUAAACCUACACUGGUACUUUAUUAAAUUAUAAUGAUAAUUUACAUUGAACAUCUUGAUUGGGCUCUAGGAAAGACAUACCUCAAGCAUGUUAAUGUCCAACACUUUGAUGGCACCAUGGGCAUAUUUCUUGUUUUUAUAACUGAAGUUUUCAUGUCAUUGUUGACAUGGUUUUGCUUCCUGUAAAGCUAUUAAGACGAAGAAAUAAAAAUACCAUAAUAUAAUUAUGUACUUAAGAACUAUUGUUGCAGGUAUUCAGGGUAAUGCUUUGUUACCAAUAAAUAAAUUAAGUCUUUAAGGACAAUGUAACUGUUCUGAGAAUACAGUAAAGGGAGUGGACUAGAAAUUAGACAAUUAUGACAUUACAAGAGGAGGAUUUAACUUAACUGCAACAGUUUUUUCCCAGUAUGUUUUAAUUUAAUGCAAUUUGAAAUUUCUAGUGUGUUUUGUCAACUAUGUCCUUUUGGACAUUAUCUGAUGAAUACUGUUGCAUUGAUCUCCAAAUAGGUACAGCUGUGUACUAAAAAAAUGUAGGUUUCCAACUGCAGUAUAUAUAUAGUGAGGCUCUGAUUAUUUCUUCUGCAAGUAAUUAUUUAAGAUUUAUUUAAAAGUUUGUCUCUGAAACUGGCAUCGUGUAUGAAUGUUUGUGACAGUGGAUGUACAAAAUUUUAAUGGAGAAUUUAAUUCUGUUGUGUGUGUGAUUUGACCAGAAUUGAAGUUUAAUAUUUGGAAUAGUAUUAAGUUUAGAAUGAUUGUUAUUAUACAGGCGACCCCCACCUUUGAAACAAGUUACUUUCCCAAAAUCAUUCACUAAGUGAAAUCAUGUUGUGUGAACCCAUUAUAAUUGGUUUAAUGGAGUUUGGUUCUAGGAACCUAAUCUUUCCCCAUCCACCUGCAUUAACCCCCUUUUUUAUGAAUGAAUCAAUAGUUGUGUGAUUUAUGAUUUCCUAACCCUUGAUUUACAGCUACAUAUAUGAUUUAACAUGCAACUUGCCAUUAGAAAGGGGUUCACUGUAGUUGGUGAACAGUACCUUGAAGUUAUCAAGGCUAUACUUUAGAGAUUAUUGCUCCUUGGGUUCCAAUAUGUACAGCAUACUACUGAACUGAAUUAUCUUGGCAAUUAUAACACAGUGGUAAGUACAGUACCCUCCCGAGUUUCGCGCUUGCUUCGUUCUGCAGGUAUAGCGCUAAACUCGUGGAUCAUGAAACUUGGGGUAUUGAAAACACUGAAGAAGCGCUUAUUUUCUCCAGGCGAUGGAGAAGCUGACUUUUUUUUCCCACUUUACUCCCUUGUUAUCUCAUAAUAAGUACUGUGUAAAAAGGAAGAAAAUGUGUGGAGAACGGGUCAUUUUGAAGCUGCAGCUGAAGGCGGCUGGCUGCCUUACGAUUGGCUGACAGUUCUGAAAACACGCAUGUGAUUGGCCGAGUCCGAUGACGUCAUCGACGGCUCUCAUCCAAUCAGCGGCCUCUAACGAUGACGAAGCGAUAGCUUUGUGAAUCUGAAGUCAACAUUGAUAGUCAACAUCAUUAGUUCGAAGCUUUUACUGCGAGCCAUUAGUGCGCAUCUCUGUGAAUCUUGCACCAGCGCGUGUGAACACGGUCACCCAACCGCUAGUUUCUUGAGAAUUUUGUACAGAGAUUCAAAGUCGGCUGCAUUUCACGGGAAACUCAUUGAAAUUCUAGUCAGAAACUCAUGUCACCAGCAUGACCAUUAUUUUGUGAGGUCAGUAAGUUGUGGUCACAAGAAGAAGAGGAGCAGCUGAUCAGUUCAGUAGCUAUCCACGUGUUUAUUCCAGUACCACAAUGAGUUCCAUGAAGCUAGAUAAGCUUGGAGUAACCAGGUUGAGCAGGUCUUUGACUUGAGUCUUGUCCAAGCUUUGUCACUGCCUCAUCUUGUCCGGGUCCUCACUGCUAAGUUUUCAUAGCACUAACGGCAUGCUGUAGCACUCUCUCCCUUUGUGUCCGAGCUAACAACUCACAAACCAACAAAUGCUUUCUUUUCAUUAUUUUCUAUUUCUUCAGCAAACACCACAAAGCAAACUCUGCUAUGUCUGGAUUCAUUGUUUGUUUUGCUUUUCACCUGAUAUAUCCCAGAAUCCAACAGUGCUCUGUGUGACCAAACUUGAAGAUAAAUUUGAGGCAGAAAUUUGUCAGGGGAUAAUUUCGGUGGGAAAUUCCCGAGGAGCUAGCUUGUGUGACCGUGUCUUUAAGCUGCUGGUGUCACACUGGGCCUUUUUCCUCCGACCACGUUGGCGAUAGAAGCGACCGGCAACUCCAACUUUUCUGGGUGUGCGUCACACACGGCCAAGGUCAGUUGUCUGUAUUCACAAUGUAAACAGAGCAGUCGUCCUGUAUCGAUUAAAUAGUAAACAAAGCAGCUCUGCCAGUCUACUUUACAAGUCUCUUGGUGGGCCAUUUUCCACUGCUCCUCACUCCUCAGCCACUGCUGUCGUCUGUUUGUUUACAUACAGCCGCACGGUUGCUCGUACCCCCCAAACGUUUUCCAUCUGUAAAGACAAUUGACAACUCGCUCCCGGUUGGAUGCACAGGCAACCGCGGCUGACAGUAGCCCCAACAGUUGGAGGAAAAAGGCCAGUGUGACACCACAUUAAGGAAUCACGCAUGACGCUGACGGUAGAUAGACAUGACCCAUACAUGUUAAUGCAGCGCGAAACUCGGGGAGAUAAUGCGCAAAAGUCGGGAUGGUAAGAAUUUAAGAUUGAGCGUGAAACUCGGGAGGGUACUGUAUAUGCAUAUCUAAACAUAUGUAAUGAUAUGCUGAGAAAUAAAGUGAAUGAAAUAAAUCACCAGAAAAGGAAAAUUUUUAAUUGAGACUAAAACUGCCCAGAGAAAAAUCAGAUAAGCAAAUUUUGGUAUUCAGUAAGUUGAGUGAAAGGUAGUAAAAUGUGAUCUUUGUUAAAGUGAUUUUUGUUGUAUAAAUAUACAUAAAAAGGGGGUCGCCUGUACCAGGAACCAGUCAGGAAUAUCUUUUAAGUUAUUUUCUUUACUAAUGGAACAGCCCUUUAUUAUAUAAGUAAAUGAUCUCAAUAGUAACAUAUCUCAAGAUGUAUCUAGUAUGUACAAAUUGUAACUCCAUUCUUUUGUUUAUUACAUGACACAUUAAGAUGUAGUUAAAAUAAUCUAUAUAUUGCAUUUAGAUCUGUAAUACAUCAGAUUUGCCAGGACACACACACACACACACACACCUGUAUAUCACAACUAGGUAAAUACACACACCAAUACACACAUGCAACAGAGAGAGAGAGAGAGAGAGAGAGAGAGAGAGAGAGAGAGAGAGAGAGAGAGAGAGAGUCCUCACUAAACGUCAUUAAUAGGUUUUUGGAAACUACGACAAAGCAAAACUACAUUUUUUUUUCUAAAGUCUAAUUUAUGUAGACAUUAGUUGCCGGCAGUAACGAAGCAUCUGCCAUUUUUUCUUUGUUGUUGUUCUGGGCACCCAGAUGUAUACUACUAUGCAUUAUUUACAAAAGCAUAUUUCUUUCAAGUAAAGUUCUUAAUGAAAAUAUCAAACUGGUAAUGGAAUUUUGAACCUGCCUAACUACAAGCAGAUGGUCAGAUGGUACGUACAGUAAGACAUUUUUUGUAUUAUUAUUGAACACUACAGAUUUUAAUCCAUAACAGUUUGUAUUUCUUCUCAACAUUCUGAUGAAACUAAGACGUCUGAGUAUUUGCUGUGUGUGUGUGUGUGUGUGUGUGUGUGUGUGUGUGUGUGUGUGUGUGUAAUUCACCACGGCCUGAUCAUAUGUUGGACUCGUAAUCGCCAGCACAUACCCUCCCGACAUGAGCAAGUGCUCUUUAUCAUUGAUCUCUGGGUACUGCCAGGACCUCACACACCCCAUCCCCCUUGCUCAAGGGGGGACAGUAACCACUCCUAGUCAACGGAAAGAAUCUGGCCUCAGCGGGCUCAAACCGCCACCCUGUCAGGCCGUGAAGCCUGUAAGUGCAGCGCUCUUACCAGUUGUGCCACGGGGUGGUGGUGGUGGUGGUGUGUGUGUGUUUGUAUUUACCUAGUUUUGAAAUACAGGAAAAGAGCCGUACUAGGCUCAUGCUGUCCCUUCUCCAUAACGCUUAUUAUCCAGUUUGGCUUUAAAUUCAUGAAUCGUUUUUGCACACACAGUCUCCUCGUCAAGUCCGUUCCAUGUUGUUAUGCUUCUGUAUGGAAAACUGUAUUUUUUGACGUCUCUCUUACAAUCGCUCUUCAAUUUCUUACUAUUCCCUCUUGUCACACUCCUAUCACGUACCACUAAGUCUUCCCUGUCCAAUUUUUCCAAGUGUGUGUGUGUGUGUGUGUGUGUGUGUGCGCACGUAUACACGUGGAUUUGCAUGUGUGUGUAAUAUAAAGAAAAUAUAAAAGAAGUGAAUAAUAUUGUAAAAUACAUUGAGGGAAUAAUCUUGAUAAAAUAGCAAACACUACCAAUCAUAUAAAUGUGAGUAAUGAGAUACUAAGUUGCAGCCCUCACCCACUGGUGACACUAGGGUAGAAGGAGUGCAGUGAGUGUGGGAAGGUAAAAACAAGCUCUCCAUGUUGUGAAUGUCUGGUAUAGGCUUCAGUAUCACUAACCUCACACCCUUGAGUUUAUCAGGUGAUCUUUCCCUAAAUGUCCAUAUCCACAGGCUAGUGCAUGAACGGUUACCUUUAAAUAUUCCUUCCCUGUCCCCUAAUGAUGUGUUAAGUAUACGUACUUUGCUUCUAUCAUUAGAAGUAUUGGUGUAAAUGAGUAUGAAUACUCAAAUCAUUAUUGACAGUUCAUCUAGUUCAUGAGUCACUUGAGUUUUGGAUCCUUGAUCCUUCUUCUGACACACUGAUGUUGCUGUGUAUGUUUGAUGGAUACAAUGAGGCACUUGUGUUUACAUGUCUACUUGAGAACAAGAUUUUCAAACAGAAUUUGCAAUAAAUUUGUACUUUUCUUGCUAAUGGCAUCGGUGUGUCAUUUAAAAUUAGAAAAAUUCCCUGUCAACUUAAGUGUCAAUUAGGGUGUUUAGGCCACCUCUGUUGGUAUUACAUUCCAUUAGUUGAAAAGGAGGCAAGACCUGUGUGUAAGUCAACUUAGUAAUCAUUUACAGCACUGGUGUCUGGUCCUGUGAAUGUCAGGAAAUAAUUUUGAGGAAAUUUGUAAAUGAAGUCAUAUAUUUAGGACAUAUUUAUAUUGUUUUAUCAGUGUUUUAGACUGUUUAGUUUACUGAAAGAUAUUACGAUAAAAUUAUUGUUAAAAAUGUUAAUUUCAGAGAUAUACAUUAGUUUGUGUAGAAGUGAAAUAUUAAUAAAAAUAAGUCAAGGCA